GCGCCUGUGGGGGCGGGGCCCGGAGCAGGCGAUCGGGCCAAUGGGGCUCGGCGGCGGCGGCGGCGCUGGCGGCGGCGGUGGCGGCGGCGGCGGCAGCGGCGGCGGCGGCUGGGUCGGGCCCCGACGGGCGGCGGCGGCGGAGGUGGAGGCGGAGGGAGGCGGCGGCGGCGGCGGCGAAGGAGGUGGAGGCGGCGGCCGAGGCGGCGGCGGCCGCGGCGGAGGGGGGAAGAUGGCGGCGCCCGUCCUGCUGAGAGUGUCGGUGCCGCGGUGGGAGCGGGUGGCCCGGUAUGCGGUGUGCGCCGCCGGGAUCCUGCUGUCCAUCUACGCCUACCACGUGGAGCGGGAGAAGGAGCGGGACCCCGAGCACCGGGCCCUCUGCGACCUCGGGCCCUGGGUCAAGUGCUCCGCCGCCCUCGCCUCCAGAUGGGGUCGAGGAUUUGGUCUUUUGGGUUCCAUUUUUGGAAAGGAUGGUGUAUUAAAUCAGCCGAACAGUGUCUUUGGACUUAUAUUUUAUAUACUACAGCUAUUACUUGGCAUGACAGCAAGUGCAGUUGCAGCUUUAAUCCUCAUGACCUCCUCCAUCGUGUCUGUAGUAGGCUCCUUGUACCUGGCCUACAUUCUGUACUUUGUGCUGAAGGAGUUUUGCAUCAUCUGCAUCAUCACAUACGUGCUGAACUUCAUUCUUCUUAUCAUCAACUACAAACGACUAGUUUACUUGAACGAGGCCUGGAAACGGCAACUACCGCCCAAGCAGGACUGACAACCUUACGGACUCUUAACUGACAGUCUGAGAUCCCUUUUUCCAUUAAGUUUAUUUUGAAACUUUUUUUUUUUAAUUCUUCACAACAGACAUUUUCCCCCCUGAGAAUCUUAAACUGAUUUUUUAAAAUUCCUGUGAAUUAGAAGGGGCCCUAUCUUCUGUGUCAAUCUUCAUUUUAAAUAUGGAAACCAACACACAAACAAGGAUAUGCUGAGCCAAUCAAAGACAAGCUUUAACUUUACUUUGGAGAUGUUUCUGAAAUAAUAAAAUGUAGCCCUAGCCCCCGGCCCUUAAUUGUAAAGUGAGCAACCAUUGCUAGUAAUUCUCUAAUGUUUAUAAAUUAAAUUUCAGGUAUAACAAAAUGUGAUCAUGACAUGAAACUAUUUUAGAAUAGAUACUGUAUUAAAUAUUGCCAUGUUUACAAUAUGUAAUAUGUUUUUAGCUGAUGGGUUUAAACUUGUAGAUUCAACUAGAAUCCAUUUCAGUGAUAUUUGUAAAUAAAGGUAGAAAUAUUGGAUCCAUCCCUGCAGAACUUAUUGUACAGUUUAGUUGAAGUGUAGCGAUGAAGACUUGUCAGCUCAACACUGGUGGAAGAAACAGUGAAACCAGUGGGUCCAUUCAAAGCAUCUUGUGAAAAGUACUGACAGCUGUCAGUCUGGCAUUAGCAGUGAGGAUAACCUUGUGGCUGGUUCCCUUUCAUCUCCUCUGAAAGGAAACGAAAUUUGGACAUAAAAAUCAAGCUUGUGCCUAGUCAUAAAACUGGAUCAAUUAUAACCAGAGUGUGACCACCAGACCUUAAGAACUUGAGAGAUGAGGAAAUGACAUUUCUCGGAGAAAAGCUGGAAAUACUAAGAUGGCAUUUUUAGGUAAUGUCUCUUAUAGCAAUUGCAUUUUCAUGCAAAUAUAUAUAUAUACUUUUUUUCCUUGACAUUGGUGCCCAUCAACCAAACAGUGUUAGGACUUUGAAAUCACCGGUUUGAAGCUAGUUGCUUCAGAGUAGGGUUGCUCUCGGGUAGCUCUUCAUGGCUUUUCCCUGUUUCUUUCUGUGCUAACUAACCCGAUAUCUAGUUUCUUUUCAAGUCAUAGAUGAAUUUCUCAACUUUAGGGCUGACACACUGCUCAAUUUGCAUGAUCGGGAAGAGGAGUCCCAGUGGAAAUAAAGCUCUGAAGAUGGAAUGCAGCAGCCACACACGAGUGCUCUAAUAAUCACACGAGAGCAGCAUUUCAAGUGAUUAGACUAAAGCCAAAUGAAAUGGCGGCAGUUUGUUUCCACAGUCAGCAUCUUCCAUCAGAAUGUCCAAAGUGCCUUCUGUCUUAAACCUCAAACCAAAUAUUUUGUGCGUUGAACUUGGGCAGAAGUGUCCUUCCUUCCUUUCUUAAUGCAUUCUGGAGAAAGGUCUGUACCAUCCUUUUUUCCAUGACUGAGAAAGUAGUAGCAGUGUUUUGCUUCCGAUUCAAUUAACUAUUAUGUUUUUUAAAAAGAACAAAGUCUGGUCAUUUGAAUACUUCAUUUGCCUUCUUUUUGAAGGGAGGGUACAGGCUCUGCUUUGUAAACCAUAACACGUCGAGUCAGCAAUUGUUCAGUUUCCAACUGUCAUAAUUGAUGCAAUGUUCUUCUGGUCCAAGACAGAUGGAACAUUUGAUUGUAAUGAACUUUUAACCAGUUUUGUAAAAGAUAGCUUAAUUCAGAUUCCAUUAAGAGUUAUGUUUUCCCAUGAAUGUGAAUAUUUCAGUGCUUGUUUUAUUAUGUAUGUAUUCUUCUUUCUAUAGUUAAGAGAACUCUAGAAAGCAUUAAUAGGAUGGCUGGUGUUUAUGGAAAAACAGUGAGACCAUCUUGUAGCAGUGCUACCAGUUGUUCCAAGCAGUUUAGUGCUCCUCUUUCCUAAGGUAGAAUGGGAAUAGCUUAACGGUGAACACGUCUGUGGUUUGUAUGUAACACCAGCUGUGCGAAACUAGUCCCUCAUGUUCCAGUUUAUACUGGGUUCGCAUCAGACUCUGUGUAACUCAGCAGAGUGUAGUUAAAGCUUGUCCUGAUGUUGCAUUCUUGCAGAUGUCUUCAACUCUUACUCAAGGAAAUGUAAAAGACUCUUCUGGUUUUUCCUUUGCUUCUCCUAAGCCUUGGGGAGAACACCAGUUUUGAUUUGUAUAAGAAUUUCUGCCACAUUCCUGUGACCCCAGUAGAAUAAUAUCCUUUCUCCUCACUGAAUGACGAACAUGUGUUGCCCGGAAAUGAUGAUGAUGACGAUGAUGAUGAUGAUGAUGAUGAUGAUGAUGAUGCAGCAUUGUGAUGCCAAUAUCUCUGAAAGCAAUAGAACCCUAGUGGCUGUGAUUUGAUCAUUUUGCCUGGAGGAAUUUCGGCUUCCCUCUACGUUCCAUCCCAGAAGAGGGAGAGUGAUCAUGUUUUUAAAAUUUGUGGAUUAUUAUGACUACUUUAGAGGAAUAGUAAAAUUGAAGAACUGAUUGAAGGGGAAAUGAAUUUUUUGUUUUUAGCAAUGAUCCCAUGCCUCUUGUUUUUUAACAUGAUCUGUAGCAAGUGAAACCUUCUUUACUUGAUAGUUAUACUAAAUAUCACUUGAAGAAAUGAGAAGUUGUGGUCAGGCGACAGAAUCUAGGGAACCUAGGUGGCUUGGAGGAUCUCAUUUGGUUUCUCAUUGCAGUUAGUAGAGGGUGAACUUCCAGUAAAACAACUCAGGUCUAACUAGCUGUGUGCCAGAAACCACUUUUACUCGAUAUAUGUAACUUCUCUUUAAAUCCACGAUAAGUGUUGAAAGCAUCAGCUACUCCCAUACAAAUAGACAAAAGUCUGACAUUUGAUUCUAGAGAUCCUUGACAGUCUGAGCUAGGAUCAGGAUGGCACUGAAAUUCAGUUGAUUGUUGGCUCUUAGUUUGCUUACAGUUGAUCUACAUUUAUUGUCAAGAUGACCAGCAAAGCUGUAGUUACCUUCAGCAGUUAUUUGCCACUGUUUGAACCCAGUGGAUGCUGACAGUUUUUGUCUCUAAGGUCAGUAUUAGACAAAAUGCCAACAAGAAAUUCACUCUCACUUUUUAGUAACCUGUCUAGGGAGGAAUACCCAGGUUACAACCUUUAUGUAUCUCUUCUGCCCCCUUCAACUACAAGUGUUGAUGCAAUCCUUUCUAUUCAGACAUUUUAGGUGACACUUUGGACCCCUUAUCCAUGAGAACUACCUUUCAACUAAAUACAAGGAAGGAAGGGUGGAGAGCUUGGCUAAGCAUUUUUUAUUUCCCUGACAAAUUGGCCCAGAAAAGGUGAAAUAUUGCUAUACACUUGUAUUAAGCAUGGCCCAAGUAUCAGGUACAUGGUCUGUAUCGUAUGUCCCAUCAGAAGUGUCUGUCACUAGUGCUCUUAGCUCCAGAGGAACAUUCAUUUCAAAUGGAGUUCACUGGGCAGGUUGCCCCUUUACUGGAGAGAAACUCGUUAUCAGAAAAUUAGGACGCAGUUUUGCUGACUGGUAAAAUAAAACAAAGAAAAAUGUAAAUAUGUAAGAAUGUUUAUUUGUUCCACAUAACUUUUUGGUAUAAAAUAAAUGUAGAUGUUACCUGUG
Molecule: messenger RNA, 4323 nt
Organism: Erinaceus europaeus (western European hedgehog)
Lineage: Eukaryota; Metazoa; Chordata; Mammalia; Eulipotyphla; Erinaceidae
Gene: VKORC1L1
Product: vitamin K epoxide reductase complex subunit 1 like 1
Exons: 3
Coding region: 41-760 (239 amino acids)
Biological process (GO): peptidyl-glutamic acid carboxylation; vitamin K metabolic process
Molecular function (GO): vitamin-K-epoxide reductase (warfarin-sensitive) activity
Source: RefSeq, a predicted model, not a curated record